CACAACACCACCGGAUGAAUGAUUGAUGCUGAGUGUGGAAUGUUGUUGUUCAUUCCAAACCUAUUGAGUAAAAUAAAAAAUAGGAAAAGAAUAAGUUGUAGUUAUAGAAAGAAACUUAUUCGUGCAGCUAGAAGAUUGAACCCUUCAACAAGUAACCGCCAACAACCACUUCCUCCAGUGAAUGAAAAACACACCAACUAUGUAAAGAGCACGAGUGAAGGAAAUAUGUAUUCCGUUCACCUUGCGUGUCAAAGAUAUUUUGGUGCAAGUGGUAUUUGGGGUUCACCUUUUUUUGCUGGAAAUAGGUGGAAAGAUGCAGAAGCUUGGAUACAUCAUGGUUCAGUAUAUGAUUGGAUAGGCCCUGGAGGACCUUAUAGUUGGACAAGAAAAAAUAGCCAAAAGAGAAAUAAAGAAACAAAGAGUAAGGAGUGGUAUGCUUUAUUGAAUGUGCCUAGAAAUGCAAGUUUGGAACACAUCAAAAAGGCUUUUAGAAGGAAAAUCAUUCGAAUACAUCCUGACGUCAACAGUUUGUAUCGAUGGAAUAACCAUAUCAAGGAGUAUGUGUAUGACUUGCUUACUGCCUAUCAUGUUUUGCGUGAUCCUACAACUCGUGCAGAAUAUGAUAGAAACUUGGAAAGUUAUCAAGAUACUAGUAGAAGUGAGGAAGAAGAACGAGGUUUACCUAUGUCUGACAAACUAGUCAUGUUUUGAUCAUUCAAUAUAUAUAUAUAUAUAUAUAUAUUGAAUAUAUAUUGGCUACUGAGAUGAUAAUGGAACUUGGAUGUGAUUGAAAGCAGUUUUGAAUGGCUUUUAUUUCGGAAUAUGAAAUUUUAUAUAAAAAAGAAUGAUGAUUCUCAUAGAAACUGAGUUGUAAAGACUUUUUGAGAUUUGUAUUUGCUUC
Messenger RNA from Galdieria sulphuraria, 901 nucleotides. Its product is annotated as heat shock protein binding protein. NCBI's taxonomy places the organism in Eukaryota, Rhodophyta, Bangiophyceae, Galdieriales, Galdieriaceae. Bases 19 to 711 code for a protein of 230 amino acids. The record is from RefSeq and is a predicted model, not a curated record. The transcript has a single exon.